Molecule: messenger RNA, 7455 nt
Organism: Porites lobata
Lineage: Eukaryota; Metazoa; Cnidaria; Anthozoa; Scleractinia; Poritidae
Source: the annotation of a GenBank genome assembly
AUGACUCUAGAAUUUGAAAAUCCUCCGUUCUUAUCUAAUAUCGGUUUAAAUUCGUCCUAUAACGAUGAGACCGAUUUUACUGCUUUGGAUCGACUGACUUCGAAAGUAAAGAAAUCUUCAGUUAUUUCUGUAACCCGAAAGGAAGGCCUCUUUGCCGAAGAAAAGAACCAAGAUAGUGGUGAAAUGUCCGGCAAAUAUUCAGAUGAUUACGAUAGCUACGAGGACGAUUUCGACAGCUCGAGCCCAACGAAAGAAGCUAGCCGAAGGUAUUCUAGAUCAUCGAGGCAUUCUCGUAGAUCGGAAAGAGAUCGUACUCCUUCAAGCUCACCGCCAAAGUAUCGAUCACGAUCAAAAAAGGCCUCUUCAAGGAGAGAUUCUUUUGCUUCGUACAGAAGUGCUUAUAGCACGACUAGAGGUAAACGAGCUUUAAUGAUUUAAACGGUGUUUUGUAGACGUAGAGAUGCGUUGUUUCGAAAAACUAUGUAUCAGACAUAUACUGUCGUGCUAUAAAUCCUCUCGGCUAAGCCGAUUGAUGUGUUAGAUGUUUCAUAAUUACUCAAACUGAAGGGGCUGUUCUCCCUCGACUCAGAAAUGAUAUUUGUUGCACAAAUAGACCGGUGUUUGUAGAUCAUGCAUGGUAAAUAGAGGAGUAGAUCGAAUUCCAGAAGCUAAAGAUUAAUCGUUGAGGGCUGAGCUGAGUGCAGCUCGCUUUCGGCUUACUGUGUUACAGGUGAGAUCUCAGCCGAUUUCUCGAAUGCUAAAGUCGCCACGAAAUAACCGAGAGAGUAUCCCAUGUUUAUUUUUUGUGGGGGAUAGUUUCUAAAAUACAUUUGGCCGCUCUAAUUUAUUUUCUAGUAUUAAUAAUUAAUCAGCACUGAAUUAAUUGAUUUGUCCUUUUGAACAGUAAUUUACUAACUCAGACAGAAAUCUGUUUUUGUUUUGGUUUACUCCUUCGUAACACCAGAGACUCGUUAACCAUUUUCCAAGUUAGGGUCCUGGAUUAUUUUUACUAUUUGCAAAAUGAGCCAAGACUAGACAUGUAUGAUUUUCCUGAAACAAUUUUCAAUCGAACAGGAUUUUUAUCACUGGUAUUUGCUAGCUUAACCGGAAAAUCAUAUUUAACUUACACAUCCUCUGGGCUCCAACAAUUGAUGAAUGUUGCUUUAUUUUGUGUGUGACUGUAUAUGUGCAUGUGUGUGUACAAAUGCACAAAAUAUACAUGUAUGUAUUACAAUACAUGCUUAUUGUAGGUAAACAUAAAAGUUAUUAGUAAUUUUGUCGUCAUUCAAAUCAUUAAUGAAAUGUUUGUUGUCUCUACUACGUAUUCUAGGGCCUACAAAACCUAGGAACAAGAAAAGCCAAUCAGCCACCUCAAAAAUGACAACCAAAACAGCAGGAGGUGAGAGUUCCAUGAUGCGCCGUGUUUUGUCUGCAAACAAACACAAAGUGUCGAGGUUGGCAAAUAUCAUGGAAGAACUACAGCAGGAGGUGGAGGAGUUAAAGUUAGAAAAUAGGUCUUUAAAAAGGGUGAGCCAUCGUCAAGAAAGAGAAAUAAGAAAAAUUGAUGAGGAGGAAGCAGCCUUACCAGUGUUGCUUCAAAGGCACAGUGCUGAAAUGCGAACAUUAAAAGAAAGACUGAAGAAAAAUCAGGAAGUCUUGCAUAGGAAGGAAAAAGAGUCCCAAGAUAGAGAUCAUGAGAUUCAGAAACUGAGAGACAAAGUUAAAAGCUACCGUGAACUUUCACAGGAGAAAAAACUAGGGGAACGGGCUGCGCUAGCGAAAAAGUUAGAGAACGUUGAAAGUGAAGUGACUUUGAAAGAUAAGAAGAUAAUGGUAAGUAAUGUUGAUGUCAAAUUAAUUAAAGACGUUGUCUCUUCCUCUCGUUUGUAUGAGGACGUCAUGCAAAUUUUGUGGAACUUCUCCUUUAGUCAUCUCAGUCCAUAUUAUUAUAUAUAAACAACUGCAUGCUCAUUGGUCUUGAGAUACAUGUAUGGUUCAUGAGGGUAAAGAGCAUGGAAAUGAUUGGAUGCAAUUUGUUUUUCUCUGUCUCUCAUGCAUGAUUUUUUUUUUUCUGCAAAAAAACUAAAAACAAAUAGACAGCAAUAAUUAUUUUCCAUUGUUUAAUACACUUUAUUGACCAUAGAAAUGAUGCCAAAAUGUUCACUCAUCUGUGGCUCAUAGUUUCACUUGGCUUUUAAACACAUUUAUGACAUCCUUUCUUUUGUCUAUAAGUAGAUUAUUGUUGUCGUCUGUUUUUAAACAGACACAUGCUUUAAUGGACAGCUGGUAGUGUAAUCCCAGUUUUCAUUGUCAUGGUGACUUUCCUGCACUCAUUAUUGUCUUAAUCAAUAGCUAACAUUGGGUAGGCUUCGACAGGGAGGGGUGGAGGAAGAGGGUUGUAGACAGGCAUUUUCAAGAUAUGUGAUUGGUUGUUUUUAUUUUUCGAAAUGUGAAUUCUAUAACUAUUCUUCGUGUUCCGUGACCAAAAGGCUAAGUGUGCCUAGAGAAAAACUCCAAUAAAUAAUCGAUGUUCAAGAAUUCAUUACUUAUUUUCUUGUGAUUUUCAGUUUUUAGACCUGGAAUAUGAAUAAAGACUAUGAAAACAUCAUCAACUGAGAAUGAUGAUGAUCUUUAUAAAGUUGCUAUUUGCAGUCUUCUUUUUCCUUUUCACCAUUUUGCUGUUUUGCCAGGCUCUCUUUUGCCACUUUUAUCUUUGUGUAAGAACAAGGUAAAAUUGGUAAUUUACAUGCUGAUUAACGUGACUAAAAAACUGAAAUGAAAUUUUUGAUAUUCGUGAUUUGUGAUUACGUGUAGUUUAUUUUUUUGGUCUGUGAACAAUGCCAGAAACUCCUCCUGUACCACCCUCAGAAAACAUGACUAGGUUAAAAAUCACAUACUGCAUGAGGUUAAAUCCAGUUGACUAUACUAGCAUGGUUGCGUAGUUUAACUUGGGACUACCGAGAAAUGAGUCCAACUACUGGUUGGAGUAGGGCUUGAACCGAGUGCUUCUGUAGUGCCUAUCAUGUGCUCUGACCACUUAGCCCUCCCGAGUGUGGUCACCAGUUCACUUGUGUGAUGACAUUUAACUCAGGUUUUCAGUACAACUUUACUCAGUUUGGACAUGAAAAAUUGCCCUUGAUGAAAAUGAUCUUAACAUGCAUGUAUGUUAACAGGAGUCUUUAGUCUACGGUGAAACAUGUCUUCUUUCAGUUCAAUUCACAAAUCUUAUCAGUUCUCUUCUACAUCUCAACUGCUAGAAAAAAAAACCAAUCCUAAGUAAAAUCUCGCACCCUGGCUUUUAUCUUACCCCUAAGGGAAUAGAAAAGAUUCAAUACUAUGGGCAGUCAAUUUAAUCUGUUAUUAGCACUUAGGAUAGACCUGUUUACACUGGAGGAGGUUUAUCCUGGUUCUUAAAUGAUUCUGGAAUUAUUAAAUUUGAUAAAAUUCUGAUUCGAAGGUGUUUCCACCUCUAAGUUAAUCAAUUGAAAACUUUCAUGUGGAUACAAAGUAUUUCCUAUAGAUUCUUUAUUCAAAAUCUUUAUACGCAUGACCGAAAUGCGUUUUUUAUUAUUAUUAUUAUUUUGGAUUCACUCAUUUGUUUGUGAGAGCCAAAUAGAAUCCAGCACCAAAGUGUUGCAGUUUCAUCAGGAAGCAGGAAAAAUCUCCUUCACUGUAAACCUACACCUAAGGGUUGUAGAAAUGUUUGUGCUCCUUCCAUAUUCUUCAGUUGUUUUUAAAAACACACUCUUGUUGAAUAAACACUAUUACAGUCCUAUGUUUCCUAUACAAGUCUUAUUAUCUAACAAGAAUUUCAAAUAUUAAAUUACGACCACAGACUCGGAUUUUGCAAUAACAGUCUAAUUAAUUAAAUGUGUAACUUUUUAGUUUUUCCUCAAAAAAAAUAAAUUGAAUACUGUUCUAACUGUUGGGUCAUCUCUGAUAAAAAUAUCGUGAAAAUGUUACCAGUUAUACCAGUGUGCCAGAUAAAGAGGAAUACAUGUCCUUUCCUUUGCUGUUGUUUAAUUUUUAUCUCCUCUAUUAAUUUUUCAUAUGCUAACUUGACUAAAACAAUUAUUAAAAAAACAACACAACAGAAAUGAGCUCAUUUAUCAUGACAUGGUAAUAGAACUGUUUCACCCAGCUGCUUUGUUCUCACAUUAAUCUCCAGGAACUAGAGAAAGCCAUCUCCCUGAAAGACAAGGCUAGACAGCGAGAAAUGAAAGAGCAGAAGGAUCGCUACAAACAUGCUAAGGAAGAGCUUCAAAGAGUGCAGGAGGAUUUCAGAUCACUACGUGAGAGAUUACAGGUAACAUUACAACAACUGCGGUUUUCCACUGUAAUUUUUUACAUGAACGUGUAUGCUGUAACCUCCUGAAUGGUGAAAAUGAUAUAGAGGGAAGAAAAACAGUUGACAGUGUUGGAAUAACCACCCUAAGAAAAACUUAACAUCAACUUAUACUUUGUAUAGACGUCUGCAGUGUAGGCAGUUCAUGUCUACAGCUCGUUAAAAAGCAUGUAGAAUUUUCAUAAAUGUUGAUGAAUAAACAUUUAAAGCGGAAGCUUGUUUUUGUUGAAAAUUGAAUUCUGGAAUACACCUUUUUAAUAUGACUUUUUUAAUUUUAGACUCUUACCAACUGUUUACAUAAAUUUUGCGUCUGGUUUUUCCUUGAUUUAAAUUGGCUUCUGUCAGAAAAGCGGCGGAAAAAACUAAGCGAUAUUUCCAUUACAAUUUUAAAAAUGUUUAGAUCAAGAAUUCACCUUUGUUUUUGUUUUUGCCCUAACAAAAUAAUCUUUUCUCAUUAAUUUAGUUUUUCACCUGUUUUUUAUGCUAAAAGCACCGGCGCAAUAAAGAAUUCGUUUAAAUGAAUCUGGAUCGGAAAAAACAAUAUUAAAUUUUAAAAAAAAUGUUUCACGCGGUCUUCUGCCUUCCCUCUGUAAUUUUAGUUUUUUUUUUCAGUGUGUAGCAACAACGUUUCAGUAACACAUAAUUUUUUCUUGUUUUAGUCACGGACAGCCCAUCGAUCAGUAGCGAAUCAGCACAAUGUAGUCGCAUUACAUUGAAUCUAUCGAAACUUUCCUAGAAUUAAGUCGCAUCUCUAUAAUUCAUUAAGAUGUAAUAUUAAUGCAAAUUUUCCCCCUGCUGCUUGCAAUAACUUUUAUACUGUCACAACGAGGAGCAUUUGUUUCCAAAAAAAAAGAGGGGAAAAAACAUCAAGUUUAUUAUUAAAUUCAGGUUACAUGUAUGAGGUGACUUUCUUGAACCCAGUGGCCCUUCGGUAGCAGGAAAAUCGCCCCAUGCAAGGGAAUUCUGAUUCAAGAAUCCGGGAAUUUUUUUUCUUGUGGAACUGGUGGAAUCCUGAGCUUUAGAAUCCGGAAUACAUCUCAAGGAAUCCAGAAUCCCACUAACGAUUGCAAUCCAGAAUCCAAGUUUCACUGACGAAAAAUCCGGAAUCCAGUUCCUGGAACCUGGAAUCCGUGGCGUGGAAUCCAGACGUUUUGCCUUGGUUUCCUGACAUUACUGUCUUGGAUUCCUGACAUGAGGCGAAGAAAAUCUACUUGUCCAUGACGACUGGCCGGGACUUAAAAAAAGACCUGGCCCUCUUUUUAUUUCUUAAAUUGGUAUGACCGCUUUGUCAAUAUUAGAGCUUGAAAGUUUAAUUAUCCCAUAUUUCUUAUCUUACAGGAAAAGGAAAAAGAGUUGGAUGAGAAGAACAUUUACCAUUACCAAAUUACUAAACAGAAGAAGAAAGGGGCUACAUUGCCAGCCCUCCCUGCUGGGCCCCGGGCUCCUGCUAUUAGCGCUCCUGUUAUUCACGCUGCAAAAUCCGGGGAUACCCAAGAGAAACGGGCAAACGUGUUUUUAACAAAUGCACCGAGUGAUACUGGCUCAGUGUUAACGGAUGAAGCGGAAAGGUCCUUUAAAGUUGAAGUUCGGCAGGAUAAGCCGGCUGUUUCUGAGGCGGUUAAACCCAUUGUGUUAGAAGCUAAUAAAGGUGAUAAGGAUGAUGAGGAUAGAUUUAGAGCGGACGCAGAGGAACGGAGUAGACUUGACGAAGAAGAACGACGAAGGCGCUUGGAGGAAGAAGAACUGAGGCGGAGAGACGAAAAAGAGAGAACGCGGAGAGAGGAGGAAGAGAAGCGAAAAGCAGAGGAAGAAAGGCGGAGAAGGGAGGAAGAAGAAAAGCUAAACAAACAACGGCAAGAAGAAGAAGAACGCUUGCGAAAACAUAAAGAAGAAGAAGAGAGAAAGCGGUUCGAAGAAGACGCGGAAGUUCGGCGAAAGAAAGACUUGUUGUUGGCUCGGAUGCGAGCGAUAGAUACAGGUAACGAUAAACCAGACAGUGGUGUAACAGUAGGACAUACUGCGGCGGAUCCUCCUGUUGAUAAUAAACCCAAAAAGCUACCAAUCUUUCUUCAGAGUGACCAACCAGAGCCGCAGAAAGCAAAGCCUGCGCCGAAAAGUGUGGCCUCUGACGACGAUGUUUUUUCUGAUAUCGGUGGGGAUAGAAAGAAACGCAGCAGUGCCCGUUCCAAACAUAGUGGCUACUCCUAUGAUUUCAAACAAACUGUAGAGAAUCUUCAUCAUGGACUUCCCGCCCAUGUGUCACUUGAGAACAUUAAAGAUCAAAGCGCCAAAGUAGACGGCAAGGACUCGUUGUCGGACGAUCUUAGCUUUGGUUCCUAUAAACCAACACUCGGUAGAAGGGCUGCCGCGAAAAGAGACAGUAGAGAAAAAGAUGAACUCUCAUUCGGAGGUUAUAAUCCUUCUUUUGGCGCGAAGAAAGACACGACGCGGAAAAACAGUGGUCUUGAUUUCGGGACGGGGAAGAAAGCUAUACCCCAGAAAGAACAAAAUGCUGUAAUAUUUGGCGAUUAUAAACCAACGUUAGGCGGUGCACCCACUAAAACUGCUUCAACUCAGCAAAACGGGGAUAUAUUUGGUGACAGAGACAGUCAAGUGCGGAAUCGAAGAACAAGAGGCUUCGCAAGCAAAGGUGCAUCGGUGUUUGGCGAUGAUCUGUUUGAAAAUGAUAAUCCUAAACCAACAGGAGAACCUCUGUUUGGGGACAAGUCAUUAAACAAAGACAAAUCCUCCUAUCCGUGGGAGAAUAAAGUGGACGUUACACGGAAAAACAGUGAAGGGGAUUCUUUACUACCUCGGCGUAGAGUACACUUGCAACAAAACGUUCGCGCUGUGAACAAUGCGCUAGGCGACAUUGAUGACGAGAUUGAAGAAGUUAUUCUUUAACAUAAUACAGUCAGAGAAAGUUUUAUACAAAUUUCUUUAUAUCAGAGGUAAAUUUUAUGAAAUAGGUCGUGCUAUUAUCCAUCUCGUUUGUCACGUGUGGUCUCUCAGUCUGUGAAAGUAGUGUUAAAUCAUGAUGUUUUAUAUUAAACAAAAUGUUUUUUUGACCUUAUAUUCAAUAGAAGUACUCAAAGUAUCGAUGAUGCCGC